AUGUAAAAAAGCUAACGUUUAAGUUCCUUGCUCAGAACAUGAGAACAUAUGAAAGCUGGUGGUUCCUUUUAACAUGGGUCUUCAAUUUUCCCAGGUAAGAGGUUUUUAGGUUGUAGUUAUUAUAGGAAUUAUAGGACUAUUUCUCUCUAUACGAUUUGUAUUUCAUAUACCUUUGACUAUUGGAUGUUCUUAUAGGCACUUUAGUAUUGCCAGUGUAACAGUAUAGUUUCCGUCCCUCUCCUCGCCCCUACCUGGGCUCGAACCAGGAAUACAUCGACAACAGCCACCCUCGAAGCAGCGUUACCCAUGCAGAGCAAGGGGAACAACUACUCCAAGUCUCAGAGUGAGUGACGUCACCGAUUGAAACGCUAUUAGCGCACACCCCGAGUAGAUAGGCUUGAAGUCAUAAACAGCGCAAUGCUUGAAGCAUUGCGAAGAGCUGCUGUCAAACGCACGAAAGUGCUGUUUGAAUGAAUGCUUACGAGCCUCCUGGUGCCUACCAUCGCUCAGUCAGACUGCUCUAUCAAAUCAUAGACUUAAUUAUAACAUAAUAACACACAGAAAUACGAGCCUUUGGUCAUUAACAUGGUCGAAUCCGGAAACUAUCAUUUCGAAAACAAAACUUUUAUUCUUUCAGUGAUAUACGGAACCGUUGAAAUGUCUAAAUAUGGCUCUUACAUUGUACAACCUUCAAUGUUAUGUCAUAAUUAUGUACAAUUCUGGCAAAUUAAUUACGGCCUUUGUUAGGAAUAAAUGGACUUCACACAGUUCGCAAUGAGCCAGGCUGCCCAACUGCUGUAUAUACCCUGAACACAAGAGAAAUGACACAAUUUCCCUAGUUAUAAGAAAUUCACGUUAGCAGGCAAUAUUAACUAAAUAUGCAGGUUUAAAAAUAUAUACUUGUGUAUUGAUUUUAAAGAAAGGCGUUGAUGUUUAUGGUUAGGUACAUUGGUGCAAUGACAGAUCGUUGUCCAAAUAUACAGGUUACCGAUUGUUAUGAAAACUUGAAAUCGGCCCUAAUUAAUUGGCCAUUCCGAUUGAUCGGUCGACCUCUAAACCUAAUAAUACUCAAAAUAGUUGUAUUGCCAAUGCAAAAUACUAGGUGAAUAUAGAUAGAGCUCAUUCAAGUUCCAGAGUUCAGAAAGGGUGAGCCGUGCUUUGUACUGCACACCUGGAGCUUAAUGCUCCCCCUUGGCAGGUAUUUCACCAUAACUCCAUUGUCCGGGCACACACACACACACACACUGCACAACUGAUCCCUCCCCGGAGCAGAGGUGGGGACAGGUGUGACCCCUCCGGUUGACAUGACACAUGUGAGCAGUGUGAUUUACCACAGAACACAGGGCCACAAGAAUGUUCUGUGAAUACUGAAUAAACUCGUAGACCUAGGAUUCAUCCGCAACAUGUCCAAUGUGCAAAUGUAGCUUCUGAGAGAAAGGGAAGAUGGUUGUUAUAGUAUUUGAGAUGGUGUGCUGUAGCAGUUUAUUGUACUUAAAGAACGACUGCCCCUGUGGAAUCGAUAUGAGUCAGAAACAAAAUUGACAAAGUGUAAAUAAGAUCAUUUGGGUCAUAAAGUCAGUCUUGUCUAAAGCAGAGUUUGGAACCUCAGUGUAUCAGUGAGUAAAUGAUUACAAAUAUAUAAACAAAUCAUGGCCCAUUUUGCCAAGCUCCACGUGCAAUUCGCCCCUCUGCCCACUCGGCUUCCCUUCAUUGAAUGGGGCUCCGUUGUUUCAUUGCCCCCAACGCGUUCCAAGGACGGCAGACUGAAAAUCCUUAUACGGAUUGACCAUGCCUGUUCUACAGAUGGAGAGGACUGUAGAUGCGUUUGCCAGUCUCGGUCGUUUGAUGGGGAGACCAUAAUUGGGAUUUGCUAUGUCCAGUUUCCUGGGUGUGAGUGUUUGGUUCUUGCUUGUCCUUCACUAUGUGGCUGCAGUGAUGGACUGCCACCCAGGUUGUCGCUGUGAAGUCGAGAGCUUCGGCCUGUUCCACAGCUUCAGCCUGACCCGGGUCGAUUGUAGUGGGGUGGGCCGUGGUCAUGGCCUGGUGGUCCCCAUCUCCAUCCCCCUGGACACCUCCUCCCUAGACCUGUCCUCCAGCGCCAUCCACACCAUCGCUGACUCCAUGCUGUCUGGCCCGGGCUACACCACGCUGGCCAGCCUGGACCUCAGCAACAACCUCCUCUCCAGGCUCAACAGCAGCAUCUUCUCCAGGCUGCGCUACCUGGAGACCUUGGACCUGAGCCACAACACCCUGGAGGAGCUGGCCCCCGGCUGCUUCUCUGGCUUGCCCCUGGCCGACGUGGACCUGAGUGGCAACAGGCUCCAGGAGGUCAACCUAGAGGUCUUUUCCAACAAGGGCCACGGUGCAGGACCUCUCAAUGUGGACCUGUCUAACAACCUGCUGAACACUGUCAUGACUAGGGAUCCACAGGUGCUAAGCCCUCCUAACAUUCAGAGCCUCAGUCUGGCAGGGAAUCGUCUGAGGGCCGUGCCCAAGCUGCAGGGUCUCCCUCUGAGGUCUCUGAGCCUGGACGGCAACCCCAUCCUAAGCAUCGAAAGGCACAGCUUCACAGGGCUAAGGGAUCUGGCUUACCUGUCUCUCAGUGGACUGUCUGAGCUCACCUCCAUCCAGCUCCAAAGUUUCAGUGAGCUGAGCAGCCUGCAGGUCCUGGACCUGUCCCACAACAGCAGGCUGAGACCACUUAACCCUGAGGUGUUUAGCGGACUGGCUGCCUUACAGGAGCUCAACCUGUCCAACUCAGGGGUGGUGUCUCUGCCCAGCAACAUUCUCCACCUCCUGCCCAGCAUCAAAAGCAUCGUUCUCAGGGAGAAGGUAAACUGUUGGAAGACCCAUAGACAGGUGCAGUUCCACAGACAGAUAGGAGGACAGUCAACAAGGGGGGAGGAAUUGACCUGUGAUGUCAUAGGAAUUGUUUUAUGAGUCUGCCGGCCUUAACAGGUUGGUCAAAAUGAAGAAGGUGGAGAAGCAGUGAGAGCCUCACAGUGAAAUCAGCUUAUACAGUAAUCACACUAUAUUUCAAAAUUCAGUCCUCAGAUUUGUGCAUCAUCAUCAAGGGUUGCACUCAAUUUCAAAAUAUAGCUUUUGUUCCACUGCUUCAAGGGAGUGUGCAAUAAAAUACCAGUGUAGAACAGUGGCCAUGGGCUAAUAAAUUAUGCUGGCAACUGAACUAACCAUCUUGAUAACAUGACAACGUGUGAUGAUUUACAAGGACAAAGUCAGAAAUGAUUACCUGAACUUGUUUUGUAGUUUUCAAUCCCUUUUCUAUUUUUUAACGAAUUCAACUGAACUAAAUAAUGACAAUUCAUACAGUGUUAUGAUGCAUUAAUGUCCAUCAAACUGUUUUAGAGGGCCUCAUAUUGUUAAACAUUACAACAAUUUCUGCUGGCAGAUAAUACCUUUUGAUUACUUGACAAAAAAUGUUUUUAAUAACAUUAGAAAUAUGUUUUUGCAACAUUUUCUACAGUAUUGCCUUGGACAUAUAUUGUGUUGUGUAUAUGAAGUCUGUCAACUAUUGUUAAUGACUGAAACAGAGACAUGUAUUUUGAAUAAAAUGGAUGCAACACAA
This is a messenger RNA of Oncorhynchus nerka (sockeye salmon), 3586 nucleotides long. Its product is annotated as tsukushi-like. The transcript has 3 exons. NCBI's taxonomy places the organism in Eukaryota, Metazoa, Chordata, Actinopteri, Salmoniformes, Salmonidae. The record is from RefSeq and is a predicted model, not a curated record. Gene Ontology annotation, cellular component: extracellular matrix. Gene Ontology annotation, molecular function: protein binding. The coding region runs from base 1873 to 2940 and encodes 355 amino acids.